Hypoxylon fragiforme is the source of this 1638-nucleotide messenger RNA. RefSeq names its product general substrate transporter. Gene Ontology annotation, molecular function: carbohydrate:proton symporter activity. The coding region runs from base 1 to 1638 and encodes 545 amino acids. Gene Ontology annotation, biological process: transmembrane transport; carbohydrate transport. The record is from RefSeq and is a predicted model, not a curated record. Gene Ontology annotation, cellular component: plasma membrane. The transcript has 5 exons. Lineage: Eukaryota; Fungi; Ascomycota; Sordariomycetes; Xylariales; Hypoxylaceae.
AUGCCUUUCCUUAAACAACACACCGAUCAGGUGGAGAAAACGUCUUCACCAAAUGUCGCCUCGACUUCGAACGCGGCGAACCCUGCUGUGAAGCAGGAUGGCAACGCUGCGAAUGCCUCGCCGGCUAGCAAGCAAAAGGUCACAUUCAUAGCUUGUUUCCUAGGAGCAGUCGCCAGUAUAGGUGGUUUCAUGUUUGGUUAUGUCAGUGGUCAAAUAUCUGGUUUCUUCAACAUGUUAGAUUAUGCUUCACGAUUCGGCGAGUUAAAUUCAGAAGGUGUAUACGAAUUCAGCGCGGCGAGACAAGGAACCAUCGUCGGUCUUCUGCCUAUCGGAUGUCUACUCGGUGCCCUGAUUGCUGGACAACUUGCCGAUAGAAUCGGAAGACGACUAGCUAUCUCGCUCACCGCACUGUGGGCUUGCGUUGGAAAUGUCAUCGAGAUCUCGUCGCAAACCUCCUGGGUACAGUUCGCCAUCGGUCGCUUGGUUACCGGCGCCUCCAUCGGUGCCCUGUCCGUCUUGGUCCCCAUGUACCAGUCCGAGAGCAGUCCCGCCAUCAUCCGUAGCGUUCUAGUCUCGACAUACCAGCUUUUCAUUACCUUCGGUAUCUGGACCAGUUACAUGGUCGAUUGGGGUACCAAGGACAUGUCCAGCAGCGCUUCGUGGCGUAUCCCCAACGGUCUCGGCUUCCUUUGGUCUCUGUUCCUUGGACUCGGAAUUCUCGUCCUCCCCGAGAGUCCCCGACACGCCUACCGAAACGGCAAGGUCGAUGAGGCCCGAAACACGAUUGCUAGAUUAGCAGGUGUUGACCCUCAGCACCGCAGCGUCCACGACCAAAUCACGGAGAUUCGCGUCAAGUUAGACCAGGACAAUGCUAGUGGCAAGGCUAACUGGUACGAAAUCUUCACUGGACCCAAGAUGUUGCACAGAACCCUCCUCGGAAUAGUGCUUCAAGCCGGACAGCAGCUCACGGGUGCCAAUUUCUUCUUCUACUACGGAACAACCGUUUUCAAGUCCACUGGUUUGAGUGACAGCUACGUCACUCAAAUCAUUCUCGGUACCGUCAACGUUGUCACCACCAUUGCCGCUAUGUGGAUUGUGCAAAACGUUGGCCGCAGAAAGGCACUUAUGGCUGGUGCCGCUUGGAUGAUGAUGUGCUUCUUCAUCUACGCUUUCGUCGGUCACUACGCUUUGGAUUCAACCAACCCCUUAAACACCCCCGCCGCAGGCUCAGUCCUCAUUGUGUUCUCUUGCCUUGCUAUUGCUGCAUUCGCUACCACCUGGGGACCUCUCGUUUGGGCUGUCGUCGCUGAACUGUACCCUUCGCGUUAUCGUGCCCCGUGCAUGGCUUUGGCCACUGCCUCUAACUGGUUCUGGAACUUUAUGAUCUCCUUCUUCACCCGCUUCAUCACCGACGCGAUCGACUACUUCUACGGCUUCAUCUUCGCCGGCUGCUGCGGUGCCCUCAUCAUCAUCGUCUACUUCUUCAUGAUCGAGACCAAGGACCGCAGCCUCGAGGAGAUCGACACCAUGUACCUCCUCGGCGUCAACCCCAUCAAGUCCGCGCACUGGGACGGCAGCAAGCUGCCCGAGGGCAUCCAUGCGGAUUCUCUGCAUGAGGAAGAACACGCUGAUGUUUAG